This is a messenger RNA of Ctenocephalides felis (cat flea), 807 nucleotides long. Its product is annotated as zinc finger protein 714-like. The transcript has 2 exons. Gene Ontology annotation, cellular component: nucleus. Lineage: Eukaryota; Metazoa; Arthropoda; Insecta; Siphonaptera; Pulicidae. Bases 1 to 807 code for a protein of 268 amino acids. The record is from RefSeq and is a predicted model, not a curated record.
AUGUCAGACGAAACAUUUAUGUCAGUGAAUGAUCAGACAAUUAUUAAAAUUGAACCACCAGAAUAUUCACCGGCAGACAUUAAAUGCGAAAAUGAGGAUGAAUUUGAUGCUCUUGAUGCUAUCGUUAAAUCUGAAUCAUUUUUAGAAGACGAUGAUACCUGUUUAGAAAGAUUCAUGAAUUCCGAGUUGACAAUUGAAGAUGAAGUCAAACAGGAGUCUUUUGACUGUGACAUUUGUUAUCAAUCAUUUGCAGAAUCGCAUCAUCUAACAAAGCAUAUGGUCGAUCACAUGCCUAACCAAAUCGAAGAACGACCUUUUGAAUGUGAAAUCUGUCAAAAGACUUUCAAACAAUCAAAAGGGUUGAAAACUCACAUGCUCAUUCACAGUGGUAUUAAACUCGAAAUGGAGGAUGAAUUUGAUGAUCCCGACGUUAUUGUUAAAUCUGAAUCGUGUUCUGAAGAUGAUGAUACGUGUUUGGAAAGAUUUAUGAAUUCUGAGGUGACAAUUGAAGAAGAAGUCAAACAGGAGUUAGUCGAAACAUCCAAUUAUGAAUGUGACAUUUGCAAUAGAACAUUUGCAGAAUCAGACAAUUUAAAACAGCAUAUGGCCGAUCAUAUUUCUAACAAUAGCAAAGAAAGUCCUUUCAAAUGCGAAAUCUGUUACAAGGCUUUUAAUCGAUUAAGUGUUCUGAAAAGGCACAAGCUCAUUCACAGUGGUGAGCGCGCUCAUGAAUGCAAGAAAGUUAAAGCUACUCCAGACCAAUUUGUAUUUGAACUGAAAACCAAAAUGGUUACUAAUCCACAUUAA